Molecule: messenger RNA, 615 nt
Organism: Striga hermonthica
Lineage: Eukaryota; Viridiplantae; Streptophyta; Magnoliopsida; Lamiales; Orobanchaceae
Source: the annotation of a GenBank genome assembly
AUGGAUUCCUCAAAGAGUAGUCGCGGAGAAACAUCCAUCAAAAUUCCGGAAUCAAACUCCGACAAGCACAAAAGCAUCGGUGCCACAAAGGUGGCGGAUCCGGUGGGAGGUGGGUGGCAGAGAGGGGUCUCCAUCUUCGACUUUAUUUUGAGAGUCUGCGCACUUGCCGCUGCCUUGGGGGCCACAGCUGCCAUGGGAACUACCAAUCAGAGGCUUCCUUUCUUUACUCAGUUCUCCCAAUUCCAAGCUAGCUACAACGACCUCCCGGCUUUUACGUUCUUUGUCGUGGCAAAUGCCAUUACUAGUGGCUACUUGGUCCUAUCCUUGCCUUUCUCCAUUGUCGCCAUUGUUCGUCCACAUGCAGCUGCUCUUAAGCUUCUCCUACUCAUCUUCGACACUGUGAUGGUGGCCUUCACCACAGCUGGUGCAGCGGCAGCUGCGGCCAUAGUCUAUUUGGCCCACAACGGGAAUUCGAACACCAACUGGCUUGCCAUUUGCCAGCAAUUUAACAAUUUUUGCCAGCGAGUCAGUGGUGCUGUGGUGGCAUCAUUCAUUGCGGUGCUCAUCCUAAUUUUCUUGGUUGUGCUGUCGGCCACUGCUCUGCGGAGCCACUGA